This is a messenger RNA of Bursaphelenchus okinawaensis, 3145 nucleotides long. The record is from the annotation of a GenBank genome assembly. NCBI's taxonomy places the organism in Eukaryota, Metazoa, Nematoda, Chromadorea, Rhabditida, Aphelenchoididae.
AUGGUAGGUGUUAUAAUGCGGUUAAUUCACGUUUCAGGGCAUUAAACUGAAAACGGCCAAGCUCGAUACUGAUGCUCAGUCACUCACCAACAAGGUGUACUGCAAUCCAUCGGACAUCGACGCGUCACAGUGCAGGUAAAUGGAGGUUUUUUGUAGUGUUUUGGAGUAGCUUUACUUGAUUUCAGACAUUUUUAUAUUGUUUUAGUCAAGAAGUACUAAGAAUAGUGUUUUUUUGUACUGCUUUGCUAUUUCUUUGGGGUUUUCGGCAUCUUCUGAGUUUAAUAUACUAAAACUAUUUAGUAUUGAAAAUGUUACAAAUUUGUUUUUAAUUCUAAUUUUGUAGACAUGUCAACGUUCUCACUGGGCCUGGCAGACGUUUUCGGUUUUCCUUGGCAAAUGAUCCUUCCAUAAAACUCGGCACGAUGGGAUUCGGAUUUUACCACAGGAAAUGGGCCAUGGUCUCAUUGGAUCAGGAGAUAAUUGUGGAGCCAUUGGUAUUCAGCGCCAGCGAUAAUGUAGUGUUAGCUGCAACUCUAAGCCUUGACUUCCAGACGAAGAAAUUGUAAGAUAUUAUAGUUUAAUCGGUAUUUCUAUGUGUAGUUUUGUUAUGUGUUUUUCUAUUUUAUUUAUUACCUAAAUUUGGUUUUUUAUAGACUUAUUACUUAAAUAUUUUUGUUGGUAAUAUUUAUUGCCUAAAUUUGAUUUCUUUUGUCAGAUUUGUUACCUAAAAUUGAUAAUUUGUUAAUUUAAACUCAAUUUCAGUAUAACAACGGACCCAUUCGAUACAGAUGAGAUGGCGAAAGAGUUCAGCAUACAAUUCUCAAACAUGGUAUUGACAAAAGGAAGUAUAAUGGUGUUCGAAUAUCGAUCUGAAAGCAGAAUCACACGAUUUGCAGUUACAGUAACUACGAUUGAAGGAGCAACACCAGGGAAAGAGCCGAAAGAAGUAAGUGAUGGUAUCUUGUUGUUAAUGUAUUUAUAGGUGGAGUUCGGUCCUUUGAACGCCAAUGCUAGGAUUGUCUUCAACAAGGCUGAAGGUGCCAUGUUGAACUUGGUGGGAUCGUGCAAGGGAAAGGCCACCUUCAGAGCGCUUAUCAAUCCAGGAUGGGACUUUGAGCAGAUGGGAAUUGGAGGUUUGGACAAGGAGUUCUCGACCAUCUUCAGGAGGGCGUUCGCUUCGAGAUUGUUUCCUCCCGAGUACAUCGAGCAGCUGGGUAACUAUUACUGUUUGGUCGACUUUGAGUUGUUUUAAUAGUUAUGAUGUUUUAUAUUAUUUUAAUAGUUCUUUUUCAAUGUUUUUUAUUUUAGCGAUCAAACACGUUCGUGGUAUCUUGUUGUAUGGUCCUCCAGGUACCGGUAAGACUCUGAUCGCACGUCAGAUAGGGAAGAUGUUGAAUGCUCGUGAACCCAAGAUUGUCAAUGGACCGGACAUUUUAAACAAGUACGUUGGUGAAUCAGAAGCCAAUUUGAGGAAGCUGUUUGCUGACGCUGAAGAAGAAUGGAGAAGGUCGGGCCACAACUCAGGUCUUCACAUGAUUAUCUUCGAUGAGUUGGAUGCCAUUUGCAAACAAAGAGGUUCUAAUGUGAGUAAUUUGAAUUUAUUGUGUUUUUAUUUUAAAAUACUCAAAACUUUUUAAAAGCUGAGAAAUAAUUAAAAUUGUUACCUAUUUUUUGUAAUAUUGAUUUAUUUUCAGCCGGGUUCUUCUGGAGUCAAUGAUACGGUGGUGAAUCAGCUGCUUACCAAGAUGGAUGGUGUAGAACAACUUGGUAAUGUGUUGGUGAUCGGCAUGACAAACAGAAAAGACAUGAUUGACGAUGCUUUGUUGCGACCUGGUCGAUUGGAAGUCCAACUGGAGAUCAAUCUUCCAGACGAACACGGUCGACUCCAGAUCCUCAACAUUCACACUGCUCGUCUUCGCAAGUUCCAGAAGUUGGCCAACGAUGUGGACUUGGCCUUCCUGGCUAAGCAGACAAAGAAUUUCUCUGGCGCCGAGAUUGAAGGACUGGUGAGAGCAGCAGAGUCGUCUGCCAUGAACAGAGUCAUGAAGGUCGGUGGCCAAGUGGAGAUCGACCCUGAAGCCAUGGAAAAGUUCCAAGUCUCGAUGACAGACUUUGAAUACGCCAUUCAGAACGAUGUGAAGCCGGUGAGGAAGAUUUAUUUGAGGUUUUGUUGUUUCUGGAUCAAGGUUAAUGUGUAUUAUUAUAUUUAGGCGUUUGGUCACAACGACGAACAACUGGAACGACUCCUGGGUGAAGAUGUGAUCUUCUACGACAAGAUGGUGGCGGACGUCCUGAGAGAAGGAGAGCUUUUGUGCAAUCAAACAGCCAGUCCGGAGACUUCUGGCUUUGUCCGAGCGCUUCUGUCUGGACCAACGAAUGCAGGAAAGUCAUGUCUUGCAGCCAAGAUAGCCAAGACGUCUGACUUCCCCUUCAUCAAGAUCAUCACUCCAGAAGACAUGGUUGGCUUCUCGGAAUCGAUGAAGUGUUCCAAGAUCAGUCGAGUCUUCGAGGAUGCCUACAGGUCUCCAUUGUCAAUUGUCAUCGUGGACAACAUCGAGCGUCUUAUGGACUACUCCCCAAUAGGACCCCGUUACUCGAAUAUGGUGCUACAGGCUUUGAUGGUAUUGUUCAACAAAGCACCUCCAAAGGUAAAUUAAUACCUUUUGUUUGUUGAAAAGAUAUUAAAUGUCAUUUUAUCAAUAUGUUAUUAAUUACGGGAUUUUCAGAAGUCGCGCCUGUUGAUCUUGGCCACAUCAGCAAACCAAUCCUUCAUAAGAGAAACUGGUAUCACUGAUCUCUUCACUAGAGUAAUCCACAUUCCAAAGAUGAACAAGAUCGAGCAAGUGGCUAAGGUUCUGGACGAAAUUGGCUUCACAGAAGCAGAAAACGCGGCUAUCAUUUCACAGUUGCAACGUGGACAAUUCAAGUAAGUUACAAAACUAAAUUCGGGUUUUUUAACUGAUAAAGCGUAUUUAGAAGAGCUUUAAUAAUUACUAAACAAUGUGGUAUACUCAUGUUAAUCUUCAGAUUGAACAUCGGAAUCAAGACGCUGCUUCAGCUUAUAGAAAACUCGAAGCGAUGUGACCCAGCCGAGAGAGCACAGCAUCUUGUCCAUGCCAUGGAAGACCUGUUCCUAGACAUUUGA